UCUACAACAAGUAAUCGUUCACGAAUAGAGAUAGUGUAAGUAGUUGUAUUUUUCGUAGAUGAUUUACUAUUUUUUUUCAUGUAGUUAGAAGAAGAACUACAAGUACAAAGAUUUAUUGCAAAUAAAGAGCAAAAAUCAUGUUUCCUCCUCAAAAAAUGAUGAAUCGUAUCUUCGUUUUCUGCUUGUGCCUCUUGCUGAACCCGGCGUCUACCUGUGGCAAAAGUCCAGAAAAAAGUACGUCGAGCUUAUUGUUAAGCGGAGAUCAAGACGACCAAGAAGAGGCAAUGCACGAUGGAAAUGCGGUUCUUAUUGAUGGUGGCCUCACCGCAGGAUCCGAGACGGAUAGCGACGCAUCAGACGUCGACUUGGAGAUGGGAAUUCCUCGACAUGGAAUGAUCUGCAGAAGCGGUCCUACAACUCCUCAGAGUCUGCGUCGAUCCUUCGCAAUGGGUGUGAUGUUGUUUCUUAGCGCCGCUCUGGGAGAUAGCGGCUUCUCUAUUCCUCCAAACCCAAACGACGCCGGCUUAGGUGAACAAGGGGAUGAUGUUGGAGGCCUCCCUUUGAUGUCCCUGUCGCUGUCUAGUAAUGGGAUGACGAUGUUGGAUGGAGAGCGGGGGAUAGCUGGAGGAACUGGAUUUGACAAUGGAGGUGUGAAUGGACAAGAUGGUCAUGGGCCUCGUUCCAAUACACAUGUACAACACCACGUCAAACGAGGUGGGGCAGCUUUGAGGAGGACUGGCGCCACUGCUUCGUCUGAAGACGACACGGGGGCACAGGCCUUGCCCCUAGUACUUGGAAAAAGUGAACAGCAUGCUGUGAAUUCGUUCGGUGCCUCACCAAGUUUCUAUUUAAGGCUGGCUUCAGACUUCAUUCAUCUUUAAUUUUGUUUUCUGUGUGUCAUUUCCACGCCGGGACAGGAAAUGAAAAUUACCUACAUGAUUAUUGAUUGGGGGAAAAAACCCUCUCUAAUCCAGACUCCUCCGGGCGGCUCCCCUUCACCAUUCUAUCCUGAAUCCAUUGGCGGUGCAGGUUCACCACUUGUGGGAUCGUCGCCGAUGGGUAGCGACGACGUCUUCGGCAACAGCAUGCCUGAAGCUGCCUAUGCAGAGGAGCAAAGGCAGGCACUAGAGAGGCAGGGCAACUACGAGCAACGUAGAGAAGCAAAAGAAAAAGUUCUGGACAAACAACAAACUGUGGAAAGCGCCAGCAGGAGCAAGAGAACAACCAGAGGAUCAAAGCGCCAACCGGACGAGUCAACAGAGAAAAUGACGAGUACUAGUCGUGCAUCGCCUGACGAAGAUCCUGCUGCACGUAAACACGAAGUCGAAGGUCGACCUGGUAUUAAUCAGGAUAGCCAAGAGAACGUCAAUGUCAAAAAAGAAAACCCUUCUACUUCGUCAGCCGAACAACAAGUAGACGGAAGCAAAGGGCAAGAUGAUGUAGUUAUUGACGAGACGUCAGGAUCAUCACCUUUGGAGGACACUCAACAUCUCUCCGUAGACCUCCUAAAAAGUGGAACUUCUUCUUCAACAACGAAAACGAGAACUUCGACUUCCUCUUCCUCGUCUAGUACAGCUGCUGAAGGUGAACCCGGCGCUGAAAAUAACAUAGCAGACCGGCUAGAACCAAUCAGUGGAGCACCAGGUGCAGGAGAACCUUUUCCACCUCCAGCUGGAGGACAAGGGAUAUUCGACCAACAGCAGAGUCGAGCACCAGCAGCUGCCACGAAUUUGGAGAUGGGCCCAUGUUUUCCGAUCUCAAGCAUCAGGAGGUUGUUAGUUAAGAAAAAAAGAUCCAACUCAUAAUAAUUUCUGUGGUUUAGUUAAGACUGGGGAGUUGUGAACUAUGUACUAUAGGAUCCAACUGCUCAUCGAGGAAGCACACGACCAAUCUAUCCUCAGUUGAACUUGUUCGUGGGACCACGAGGUAAGCUUGAAGAGCUGGCAACAAGCACUUAUUGGAGCAUUGUCACACUCAUUGAAUGAAUCACACAACUCUAGCCAGCUGCAGGAUGAAAAACCACUCGUCGUCCAUGUUCCUCCUCGUAUCUUCUCACAACUCUAGCCAGCUGCAGGAUGAAAAACCACUUCCAUGUUCCUCCUCGUAUCUUCUAACUUCAGCCAAUCCGUAGCUGCCUCCAUGACGGGUCAAAAGGUCCUCCAUGCGCUAGGGCACUUCGAGCCACUCUUUCUCGCAAAUCCAGAAGACAAACAAGCGUUUGAAGACUUGAAGACGACGAUACAAGAGUUGCAGGGCUUUUUGCUGCCACUCUUUGAGAAAAUUGCAGCUCGCGAACGAAGACAGAGUGGUGAAGGCGGUGCGAGCUCGGAAGAAGAUGACCUUUUUUAUGCCUAGGAGUACACCGAAUCCGUGAAAUUAUCCAACACUUAACUAACUGAUUUCCGUGCCGCUUCGAAUUAGUAGCUUAAUCUCUUGCGUGAAGUAACAUCGUGACGAAACACUACGACGCCCUUGAGGCAGUCUGCACUGAACUUUGUGCGAGAUUUAUUGUAUUGUGUCGUAUAAGUCGGCAGAGCUUUCGACGAGAUCUUCGAUGUGUAAGCGGCCGGUACGGGAAUGAAUCAUCCUCGUCCAUUCUUUUGUCACAGCAGCUCUAACUUUGCCGUCUGAAAAUGGGUUACGUGGGUCUUUUCUUCGGCAUCUUCAACCCUGCUUUCCACGCAGUUGGCAGCAGCAGUCUUCUCGUCUUCUUCAAGGAAGGCGAUCAUCAGGUUCCUGCCAGGAAGUUGUCAUUUUUGGACACGACAAGGCGGUCGAAAGCGAAGCCACCUCUGAAAGUCCGUAGUCUGUUGGACUUGAGGGAAUUGUUGGAAGUUAUGGGUGAUGUGGAAUUGGGUGAUGUGGAUUAGAAGGCCUUGUCUAAGAAGAACAAGGGAAACAACACCGGUCAUAUAGGCAGCAGGCAUUGACUCUGCCCCGCGACUACAGGCUAGUUAUUUGUUAGAACAUGAUCCUGCUCGUGCUCGAAGUCCCCUUCCCCUGCUUCAUGCUGAAUUCAGCGAACCAAGCUUCGAAAAAUGACGACAGCCUCUGCUUUCGGAUAGACGUAUACCACCUUGCUAGAACACUGUAGGUUUGGGACUUCAACGUCGAUUCUUAACAACCGGACUUCUAAUCUCAAUUUGUAUCUUUCUGCAGAAAAGAACUGCCUGUCUUCAAAAAUCUCACAGCAAACCAAAAAUUAUACUAGGUCGAUCCCGGAGUCCUCUACAAUAGUGAAAGCAGUGCCAUGAUUCUUGGAGCGACUAUCAUGUUUUCGAGUGUAUGGCUCGCCUUCGAAUGCCGAUAUCGGCAUUUGCAUGGUCGACUAAAGAAGACGACACAGUUCUUAUUCGGAAAUCACGUGACCGAUGUGACUAUGAAUACGGCAGCGACCACAGCUGCUGGUCUGUCCGCUUCCUCACUCAGUGGAGCGGCAGCGGCUGCUGCGGGAGGUGAGAAUUCUCCGACGGGAAGCUUAUGAAAGGGUGCUGUUGAACUUGAAUUUGAUUGAUUUGGAUUUCUACACUACUUACUUAUACUUAAAAGAGAAGUCAUGGUGCUGUUGAACUUGAAUUUGAUUGAUUUGGAUUUCUACACUUACUUAAAGGAGAAGCUGUUCUUGUAAGCUAAACGAGCGCAUCCUUGUUCACGUUCACUUUCUAACUAAUGCUUCGGGUGCUUGUUCCUGUCUCGAAUGCAUAUGGCUACCUUGCUGUCAUUCCGACCAGCAUUGGUGUGAUGACGACGGCCAUUUGGAGCUAAGUUCGGCUUUGUUGGAACGAAGUAUUGCUAAACUUUAAGGCAGAGUGGAAAAGGUCAUUGUUGUAAUUGGACUUCUGCAUCGUGUACUCAGUCACUUCUGGUGGUACUGACUCACUUCUGUUGGUACUGACUCACUUCUGUUGGUCUGAAUACCAGAUUACUCAGUCACUUCUGUUGGUAAUUAUGAUUUGCAGUAUAACGCUUCAACGUCAUAAUUAUAUUUUGAAUGUUAUGAUGUGAACACAGGAAGGCGCACAACGAAACUUGACCUCUAAGAUCCCGACCAGAGUCAGCAACUGGUCGGCUCCCCUCUUCGCUUUGCCCAAAGCACCACCGCGACCGCUGUAACUGGCUCAUUUUCAGCUAGAGGAUCAAGUGCACGCGGAAGUCGGUCUUCGAGUUCAGCUGCAGCUCAGGCUGACGCACAGGGAGCAGGAGUGGGAAACUUGGCUCUCAGAGGUGGAGGCGGUCAUCAAGUCCAGAACCAGCCUCCAUAUUUCUCAUUAUGACACGAUGAGCACACAAACACAAUACGAGGACGAGCAUCUCAUCUCAUCUAGUUGUCAAGAACAAUCAUGAUUAGUAUCAUCGCUAAAAAUUCUAACAUUUGAAGGAGGCGCAACGUCAUCCUCUGAGGUUGAAAUGACUGCGCAGCAUAUGCAACAGCAAGCUGGCGAACCGUCCACUGGUGGUCUCAAGAGAAGGUACUAAGACUAGUGCUAUUGUUCUAGGAUUAUAAAUAGGUAAACGGAUUGGAUUUAUCUUCUCUUUCAUUUGGUUGUAACUACUACCCAACAACUACCGAUCAUUGUCAUGUAGUUGCAAGAAGAAAUACCGUAAUGCUCCUCAGGUUGACAUUGAUUGAGUCUCCCACCUUUAUUGCACAACCCCAAUAGGCGAGGACAAGUGGCCACCGGAACAGAAGGGGCUUUUUAUCAGCGACUACCGACAUCCGGACCUACUGAGGCGAGUACGCUUCCUCAUGAUCAUGGAAGCCUGCCUGAACCAUCACCACAGCACUUGUUUUAUGCGAACACCCAACAAGGCAGCAGCAGUUCCUCUGGCGAGAGCGGACUCCAGUUUUUCGCCUCGCCGGGAGCUGGAACGCAUCAUGCCGGUCUGUUGUUACGGGCACCUACGCCACCGCCAACAUAACAUGCCAUGAUCUGACACAGAAACAGAAAAAGAAGGUGUUGGAUGGUUGUUUCUCAAUUGUUGAAGAAGUAAGUAUCUUUAAGUUGCAAGUAGUCAAAUUCAUUGCACUGAAACACACAAUAGAAUAAAGUUGAAUGAUGGAAUAUUUUUGAGUUUCAGUUAGUUGUACGACGAAAAACAUGGAGAUCAACAUGAGGAGCACUGCCUUGGAACAUCUACCGCCUGGACUAUGCAACACGUAGUUCUUGUUUUUUAACGUAACGCAAGUAUGGCCUGAUAGUUCUUGUGUAUAAAAGCAACCGUAAGAUGAACCAGAUUGACGUAGUCCUCUACCAGCUUAUUUUUUGUUGAUCGAAGUUGUAAGCAUUUAAAGACUCAUAAUAACUUAAGUAUAGUAGUACAUUUCAUAGCAUAGAAAAACCAGAGAUUGAGGGGAGAAAAGGGAGUGGCUAGGACUAGCUGCGUUUUUUUCUGCCUUCAGAAAAUAGAGAGAUUUCAGACGCAAAAGUGACUGCAAAAUAAUCAUCUUGACAGGAUUUCGAUAACCAUUACUUACCAGCACGUAUCAUAUACGACCUACCAGCUGCUAAAUUUUUUGUUGAAGUUUCUUUUUCAGGGAUUCUGUCCCUCGACGAGAAUUAUGCAAACAGCUACUGGGCAAGGUCGUCAU
Amoebophrya sp. A25 is the source of this 5590-nucleotide messenger RNA. NCBI's taxonomy places the organism in Eukaryota, Dinophyceae, Syndiniales, Amoebophryaceae. The record is from the annotation of a GenBank genome assembly.